GACCGAACCAUGCACCCCUAGUUUAUAUUUCUUCUCUCUUCUCUACGGCUCUACCUCUCUUCUCCAGGCAGCCAGCCACCAUUCUGUCAUUCUUUUCCCCCAACCGCCGUGCGUUCGCCAUUCACUUUUUCCGGUUGAUAUAUAUAAUUGGGAUGAAGGAGAAUGAGUUACCUCUUAACAACAUUGUUAAAGAAGCACGAGGUUGAUUCCAUCAUCAGAGACACCAUCGACAAGGUUCUUGUCCUCCGCUUUGGUCGUGCCUCCGAUUCUGUCUGUCUCCAACUUGAUCAAAUUCUUUCGAAAGCUGUGAGGGAUGUGUCCAAAUUCGCAACAGUGGCACUGGUUGAUGUUGACUCAGAGGAUGUUCAGGUUUAUGUCAAGUAUUUUGACAUUUCUUUGAUUCCUUCCACGGUGUUCUUCUUCAAUGCCCAUCACAUGAAAAUGGAUUCUGGGACUGCAGAUCACACUAAGUGGAUUGGCGCUUUUCACAGAAAGCAAGAUUUCAUUGAUGUUGUAGAGGCGAUAUUUAGAGGAGCAAUGAAAGGGAAGCUUAUUGUGAAUUGCCCUCUCCCACCUGAAAGAAUUCCAAAAUACCAGUUAUUGUACAAAGAUGUCUGAAUGAAAGUGAAUACCAGUUACCUGUUGUAUAUACUUGGGAUUUGCACAUUAUACUACUAGUUUUCAGAGUUGACUAGUCCCCUUCUAUAUCCUUUUUAUUCAUUCACAAGACUGGAAUAUGACAACAAGGGUCGAACCAUUUAUAAGUGUUUGAUAAAAUAAGACAUAGGUUUCUUGUUGGGGACUACAAUGGCUAUGGUUAGUUGGUUACCAUGUCUAAGUUGCCAUCACAUAGGAAAGUAGGCCAGAGUGAAAGAAGAAUGAUGCGGCAACAAAAGGUAGUUACACUUGCAGACUCCUAAACUUUGUUAGGGUAAACCACAAAAAUUGUACUCGAAUUAUCUCUAUUGACAAAAGUGUCUCCGAAUUUUGUUAUUGACAAGAAUAUUCUCAAAUUAUUUAAAAAAUGCGACAAAAUAAUAAAAAACGAUCACUUUUUGUAUUUGAGAAAAUUUAUAUACAUUUAAUUAAAAAUUUUAUUAGAAUAUUUAGAUAACUAUUUAAAAAAUACACAAAAAAAUCAAAUAAAAAUUUUAUCUCUAGAUUUUUUUAAAUUGGUUGUUGAUAAAUAAAUCACAAAAAAUAUAUAUAUUUAAUAAAAAAAUUACCAAAUUUUAAAAAUAAAAAUAUCUUAUUUUUUCUGAUUGUGUUUGCAAAAAAUUCUAUUAAAAUUCAAUUUUUAAAAUAGAUAUUUAAUAUUAGAUAUUUUUGUUGCAUUUUUAAAUAAUUUAAAAAUAUUUUUAUCAAUAAAAUUUGGGAAUAUUUUUAUCACCGCCAAAAUAAUACAAUGUUUUUACUGUUAGUGGAAAUCUCGGAUAUUCAAACCUGGCAUGUUAGAGAUGCAGUCAUCAGUCACAUUCAUAUAGAAAUUAAAUUAAAGGAGUCAAUACAUUAUUUUCUUUUUAAUGUACUAUUUUGAUUAUUAUUUUUGUCAUAAACUAUAAUAGCAGUAUUUAUUUAGUGUUGUGCGAAAUUAAAUCAUCCUU
Messenger RNA from Arachis stenosperma, 1604 nucleotides. RefSeq lists its product as uncharacterized. The transcript has 5 exons. The coding region runs from base 163 to 618 and encodes 151 amino acids. The record is from RefSeq and is a predicted model, not a curated record. Gene Ontology annotation, biological process: mRNA splicing, via spliceosome. Gene Ontology annotation, cellular component: U4/U6 x U5 tri-snRNP complex; U5 snRNP; spliceosomal complex. NCBI's taxonomy places the organism in Eukaryota, Viridiplantae, Streptophyta, Magnoliopsida, Fabales, Fabaceae.